Molecule: messenger RNA, 3816 nt
Organism: Ctenocephalides felis (cat flea)
Lineage: Eukaryota; Metazoa; Arthropoda; Insecta; Siphonaptera; Pulicidae
Product: xanthine dehydrogenase-like
Exons: 23
Coding region: 1-3816 (1271 amino acids)
Molecular function (GO): iron ion binding; FAD binding; 2 iron, 2 sulfur cluster binding
Source: RefSeq, a predicted model, not a curated record
AUGUUUAACAGGUCCCAUGAUAAAGAUGAUCCAGUGACUUUGAAAAUUAACGGUGUGGACUACACAGUUCCGCCUGAUCUGCCUCUCGAGACGACAUUGAAUUUAUUUCUUGUCAAUCAUGCAAAUCUUCGAGACACGAAAACGAUGUGCCGGGAAGGAGGAUGCGGAUCGUGCAUUGUAUCCGCCCGCUACAGACACGCCAGCACUGGGAAAAUUGUUAGCUCAGCUGUUAAUUCGUGUCUAACUUUUGUUUAUUCUUGUAAUGGAUGGGAAAUUACUACAGUGUCCGGACUCGGUAAUAAAAAAAGUGGUUAUCAUACUUUACAAACGACUUUGGCAAAGUUUAACGGAAGUCAAUGCGGUUAUUGUAGUCCUGGUAUGGUUAUGAAUAUGCACAGCCUAAUGGAAGCAAAUGAAAACUUGACUAUGGCAGAAAUUGAAAAUUCGUUUGGUGGUAAUAUUUGCCGCUGUACUGGAUAUCGGCCAAUUCUGGAUGCGUUUAAAUCAUUGGCUACUGAUGCAGAAUGGUCUAUGUUGAACAAAAUACAGGAUAUUGAGGAUAUUGAUAAAAAGAAACCCUGUCCAAAAACGGGGCUCGAUUGCUCAGGCAUUUGUGCCGAAAAUAUUAAGAAAACAAUCAAAUAUGAAGUGAAUGAUAUUAUCUGGCACAAAGUUUCAUCAAUAAUCAACGUUCUGAGGCUCUUACGAUUAAAUCGAGGAGUUCCCCUCAUGUUAAUAGCUGGCAAUACUUCUCAAGGUGUUUACAGACCAAAAGUAACACCUCAUGUUUAUAUUGACAUCAAUAAUAUUCCUGAGUUGAAACAAUGUUCAGUUGACAAAAAUAUUAUCCUUGGAGCAAAUCUGACUAUAUCAGAAGCUAUGUCAUUUUUGACAGAAGUAUCAGGGAUGGAAGAAUUUAAAUAUGUUCAAGAAAUUGUAGAUCAUUUAGAUUUGGUCGCUAACGUACCUGUGAGAAAUAUGGGCACGCUUGCUGGAAACUUAUCUAUUAAACAUCAACAUAGAGAAUUUCCUUCAGAUCUAUUUGUCAUAUUUGAAGCAGCCGGUGCAUUUAUUAAAAUUGUCAGUACUUUAGCGUCCGAAUCUAUGGUAACUCUAGCAGAUUUUUUGAAUCUUGACAUGAAAAAUAAAAUUAUGGUAAAUAUCUACCUACCGCCAAGAACUGGAAAUUUUGCUUUCAAAACAUAUAAGAUAAUGCCACGUGCUCAAAACUCUCAUGCUUACGUUAAUGCUGGAUUUUUAGUAGAAUUUGAUAAUAGCACAGGCAAUGUUGCAAAUGCCACUAUCGUAUAUGGUGGUAUAAACUCUUCGUUUAUCCAUGCUUCUAAAACCGAAAAUUUUCUUCAGAAUGUUAACAUUUUUGAUAACAAGGUCUUAAGAUCCGCUCUUGAUUGUUUAAGUUCAGAACUGCAUCCAGAUUGGGAGUUGCCAGACGCUUCGCCAGACUAUAGAAAGAGUUUAGCGAUUUCCUUAUUUUAUAAAUUUGUGCUAAAUAUGUGCCCAGAAAAACUGUUAUCCGAAAAAAAUAAAUCAGGGAGAGAAAUUCUAAGACGUAAUUUGUCCCGGGGUGAGCAAACAUUUGAAAGUAAAAAGGAAAUGUGGCCAGUUCAAGAACCGAUACCCAAAAUCGAAGCUUUAUAUCAGUGCGCAGGAGAAGCAGAGUACAUCGCCUAUAUUCCACUUAAGCCGGGGGAAUUAUUUGCUGUUUUCGUCCUAGCCAAAAAACCUCUAACAACCAUUACACAUAUUGAUGCCAAAGACGCAUUGAUUCUGCCCGGUGUAAAAGCGUUCUACUCGGCCAAAGACAUACCUGGUGAAAACAGCUUUGCGUCGCCAAAAAUGCUUCUAAUGAAUGAUCCAGAGGAAGUGUUCUGUGAAAGCGUUGUAAAAUUUUACGGUCAACCAGUAGGUGUUGUUGUGGCCGAAUCUCAGGCGCUGGCAGAACAUGCUGCCAAGCUGGUUCAUAUAGAAUAUGCUCCUACCACCAAUGGAAAAAAGGCUUAUUAUGAUGUCAGGGAUGUUCUGGCCCAUGAUAACACCCCAUCUAGGGUGAAGUUAGAAGAUAGUCAUGAAGCGAAAGAUAAAGGAUCCGAUGUAGCACAUGAAUUUUCUGGUUCUAUGGAUAUGAAUGGUCAAUAUCAUUUUACCAUGGAGACCCAAACGGUUAUUUGUGUUCCAACUGAAGAUGGCAUGGAUGUCUAUCCCUCAAGUCAGGGACCUGAUAAUAUUCAGAUAGCAAUAUCGCAAGUGAUAAAAAUGAAAGAACAUAAAAUCAAUGUUAAAACAAGGCGUGCUGGUGGGGCUUUCGGUAGUAAAAUUUCAAGAAAUAAUCAAGUAUCUGCAGCAUGUGCAGUUGCUGCAUUUCUUUUAAAUACUCCAGUGAGAAUGGUGUUGAGUAUCGAAGAUAAUAUGUAUGCUAUAGGAAAAAGAAAUUGUACAUCUCUGGAUUAUCAGGUUGCUGUGAACAACCAAGGAGUUAUUCAAUAUUUAUCUGCCAGUAUUUACGAAGACUUAGGAUGUUCAUGGAAUGAAAGUGUAGUUUUGUUUGCAACUGAAAUGUUUCAAAACUGUUACGACAACGUCAGAUUUAACUUGGAAGGAUAUGCAGUUUUAACAGAAAAACCGUCAACAACGUGGAUGCGAGCUCCUGGGGCUACUGAAGGUGUAGCAAUGAUAGAAAAUAUUAUGGAACAUAUAGCACAUGUAACAGGAAGAGAUCCUCUUGAUAUUCGAAUUGAAAAUAUGAGAAAGACAGAUAACUUAGUAUAUGAUAUCAUAGAUGAUUUCAGAAAGAAAACAGAUUAUGAUAGACGCAGACACGAGAUUAACGAAUUUAAUGCUAAAAAUCGAUGGCGCAAACGAGGAAUAGCUAUAGUUCCAAUGUAUUUUCCAAUAAUCUACUAUGGAAGAUUGCAAGCUAUGGUUUGCAUUUUUCAUGGAGAUGGAACAGUUGCUGUUAGUCACUCUGGUAUCGAAUGUGGACAAGGCAUCAACACUAAAGUAGCCCAAGUUUGUGCUUAUACAUUAGGCGUAGAGUUAGAUUUAGUUUCUAUAAAACCAAACAGUAAUAUGGAGUCACCAAAUUCAAUGAUUACAGGAGGAUCGGUUACUAGCGAAUCUUGUUGUCUGGCUACCAUUGAAGCUUGUAAGAUAUUACUAGAACGGCUGAAACCAAUCAAAGAAAAGUUAGGUGGAAAUCCAAAGUGGACUGAUUUAAUUGACGAAGCUCAUAAGGAGAUGGUAGAGUUGCAAGCUGUGUAUUCGCAUAAGCCAGAUGUGGUAAAUAAAUCCUAUGAUGUAGCCGGAUUGUCGGCUUGUGAGGUUGAAGUAGAUUUACUUACUGGCAAUGUAUUAUUGCAAAGAGUAGAUAUAAGGGAAGAAACCGGAGAAAGUAUAAGUCCUGAAAUCGACGUUGGCCAGGUGGAGGGAGCCUUUGUGAUGGCUUUAGGACACUGGUUGACCGAAAAAUUAAUUUACGAUAAAACCACUGGAGAACUGAAAACUAAUAGAACAUGGAAUUAUAAACCGCCUGGAGCUAAGGAUAUACCAGUGGAUUUUCGUGUAGAAUUUACGACUAAUAAAAAAAAUCCAAAAGGUGUAUUAAGAUCUAAAGCUACUGGAGAACCACCAGCCACUAUGGGUUUCGUAGCAGUGUGCGCCAUAAGGCACGCCUUGCAAUCAGCCAGAACUGAUGCGAAUGGAGGAAAAACUGACAAAUGGUUUCCAUUAGGUGCUCCGACUACUCCAGAAGAUAUAUUACUUCAUGCAAAUAUUGAUUAUCAGAAAUUCACAAUCUAA